UGUAGCGCGCAUUCAUAUCGUGGCGAUGUGACAAGAAACGGCUGGUUGUCAUUUGAUGAACGCUCACUUUGUCGAUCAUCUUCACGCAAAUACCAUUUUGUAGACGAUGUAUAAUUAUAUUUGGCUGAUUUUCUUAUUACUGGUGUUAGUAAUAAGCGAUGUUUUACCAUUUAAGAAGAAAAAGUCAUCGACUUCAUUUCGCAGAAAGACAAGCAAGAAGUUUUGCGAUGAUUGUAAAGUGCUUCGAAAAGUGUAUAAUCAGACGGUGGAGCUUGGAAAUAGAGUGACGUUAAAAUGUAGUUUUCAAGGUAUUAAAUAUGCAAACAUCACGUGGUACUGGAACAAGAAAAGAUUAAAGAAACAAAAAAACAUUGCCAUUAGUAAAUUUGGUUCUCAUAUUGGUUCUCAUAUUGGUUCUAAGCUCCGCAUAAAGGAAAUGAAAAAAAACAAUGUUGGCUUGUACAGUUGUGUUGGUGUUGAUCCUAACGAUAAAUAUGCACUUAGUAGUGGAUAUAUAAAGAUAAAACAAGUGUAUCCAACAACAACAAAACGGAAUGGAAAAUGUGAAACUUAUCGUAAAUCAAUAUGUUCUCCUUAUAUUAAAAGCAAUACCAUUUUUGUGGAAAAUGACCCGAUGAAAAGUCAAGAUUUCAUUGAAAUGAAACUGAAGUUUGGCUUUGAGAAAAUGAAAGCAAACAUGACUGAAUCAUGCCAGAGCGUUGCACUUCCAUUAUGGUGUAAUUAUCAUUUUCCUGCUUGUAAUAUUGCCGAUUCAAAAACUCAACCAAAAUCGAUUUGUCGAAGUGAUUGUCAAACAAUACAGAAUCAAUAUUGUAAAGGUGAAUAUGAUCAAAGAAAGAGUUCUGAGGAUGAUUUAUUUCCUGAUUGUAACUUGUUGCCAAAUGACGUUGAAAAUCGUUCACAAAAGAACUGCAUCUCAAUAAAACAACACAUGGUUAUAGGUCCAACAAAAACAAGUGGUCAAUGUACAGUUUAUAAUGGCAACGUUUGUCCUACGAUGAAAGGAAAAGAAGUCUUUGUGAUGAGUGGUGUCACUAAUGUUGUCGUUAGUGUUAUAGAAAAUCAGAUCGAGAAAAUUUCUAAAACGCUUAAAGUAUCUCAGCAAUGUAGCCGUUAUAUACGACCUUUAUUAUGUCACCUUCGUCUACCAGAAUGUGAUAAAACUGCAUCUACUCCGAAGGCAAAGCCUAUAUGCAAAGAUGAAUGUUUAUCUCUAAAAAACUUUUGCCAGAAAGAAUAUGCCGAAGUGGGACAAUCUACGACAUCAGAUAUUUUUUUUGAUUGUUUCAAUGUGCCCAAGUUGACUGUUGCCAGCGGCAAAUGUUCGUCUAUUGGGAUUACUCAGUAUCCUGAUAUGACAAGAGUUCCAAAAAUCGGUAGAUGUCAGCCAUAUACACAGAAAAUCUGUAAAGAAUAUCUUGAUAAGAAAAAUAUUUUUGUGGAAACGGGACAAAUUGAAUCUAAUAUUGAAAAAAAACUGGAAAUUGCCCUUGCAACCAUGAAGAAAUCACAAAUUAGCUCAAAAUGUCAACCGUUUGUCUUGCCUGUAAUGUGUUAUCAUUUGUUCCCGUUUUGUGAAGCAAAUAGUAACAAUCAACCAAAACCACAACGUAUUUGUCGACAAGAUUGCAAACGUGUGGAACACGAGUUUUGUCCGAGAGAACAUCAGAUCGCAGAAGAUCAAAAAUUGAUGACUGCUCCUAUGUUGUUUCCAAAUUGCAAUACAUUAUCUAAAAUGAAAUGUACGUCAUUAAGGAAACUUUUCUUUGGAAAUAUUACAGAGCCUGCUGCUAUUCAUGGAGAUUGUUACUUAAAUAAAGGCGAGAAUUACAAAGGUUUUGCAAUAAUGACCGAGUCUGGUGCGCUUUGCAAACGACGAACAAAUACUCAGACAUUACAAUCUUCUAAUUAUUGCCGCAACUUCGAUUCAAAGAUGGAAAGACCUUGGUGUUACACUCAAGAUGGCGAUAUUCAAUUUUGUAACAUACCAAAAUGUGAGUUGAAAAAUACCUUACAAAAUGUAAGUGGAGAAGGUUAUCUUGGUAUAAAGAAUACAUCGAUAAGCGGAAAAAAGUGUUUACCUUGGAAUAAGCAUGCACCUGAACUUAAACUGGGCCACAAUUACUGUCGAAAUCCUCGGGGUCAAUAUCAUGAAGAAAAACCUUGGUGUUUCGUUAAUGAUCUUGAUAAAAAUGACCGGGAAUAUUGUAACAUUCCAUUGCAGAAGCGUACGAAACAAGAUAAUGAUAAUGAUGGAUCCGCUGGUGGUUUGUCAAAUCUUUUGUACACUGUCGUACCUUGUACAGUGUUUGGUAUCAUUGUUGCGAUAGUUUUUAUAGCUGUUUGUUGGCGGAAACAUAAACAAGGUCCUUAUACAAUCAAUAAAGAUGCACUUUUGACUGUUCCAGUGUUUUUACCAGAGCUGCGAAAUAUUCCUGGGGAGAAUAUUUUGUUAUCAAAAUUCAUUGGAAAUGGAAAAUUUGGCUCAAUCUACGCCGGUGAAAUAUGUUGCGAGGAUUCGAGUCGUAUAAGUAGGUUGGUUAAAGUCGCCCUUAACAAUUGUCGCGAAGAAUUCAUGAAUCAAGCGCAAAUCUGGUCGCAGUUUCAUCACCCAAAUCUUCUCACUAUAGACGCAAUUACUCCGGGUACUGAGCCCGUAACGUUAGUAUACGAGUCAGCAGCUCAUGGUAAUUUGUAUCAAUACUUGAUACACCACUCACCAAACAACCCUAACCUAACACAAGAUCACGUGUUAUUGGAUGAAGUAAUGCUAUUGGAUAUCUCACGUCAGAUUGCUGCAGGAAUGGCAUAUUUGUCAUCACAUGACUACGUUCAUGGCGAUCUUAUGACACGUAAUUGUCAAGUAGGUCAUUGCAACGUAAUCAAGAUCACCGAUUUUACGAUCGAUCGAGAUAUUUGUUAUUAUCGACGACCCAAUCAACGAGCGUUAGCUCUGGCUUGGAUGUCUCCUGAAUGUAUAGAGUCGGAAAAUUACACUAUAUACUCCGACGUUUGGGCGUUUGGUGUUUUACUUUGGGAAAUAUUUACUUACGGUUUUCAACCAUAUUUUGGUUUCUCUUUUGCUGAGGUAAAAGCAAAAAUUUUAAACAUGGUGUUACUGGAGCAACCUCGCGAUUGUGUCCCAGAGGUUUAUGAUCUUAUGAUGAGUUGUUGGAUUAGAAAACCAAAAAUGCGACCUCAUUUUGUACAUCUUCACAAAGAAUUAAAUGUUUUGUGCAAUGAACUUGUUGAAGUCGAGUCGUGCUUUGAUGAUACAACAAUAGAUACAUAGUAUAUAACAGAAUUUAUGCAUAAAAAAAACUUGUAAAUAUGUUAACUAGCACCGUAGCAAAUGAAUAUAAUAUUCGGAAGUAUUCGUAUUAAACUUCACAAUUAUUUUUCUAGUCAGCAUGUGUAGAUAAGUUCAAAGUAUUUUUAUUUUUGGCCAUAACUCGGUAACAUCACUGAUAACAUGAAAAAUAUCUUAAAGGAAGUAAACGCUUCUCCAUAGUAAA
Molecule: messenger RNA, 3536 nt
Organism: Xenia sp. Carnegie-2017
Lineage: Eukaryota; Metazoa; Cnidaria; Anthozoa; Malacalcyonacea; Xeniidae
Product: inactive tyrosine-protein kinase transmembrane receptor ROR1-like
Exons: 13
Coding region: 107-3313 (1068 amino acids)
Biological process (GO): protein phosphorylation; multicellular organism development; positive regulation of kinase activity
Cellular component (GO): signaling receptor complex
Molecular function (GO): ATP binding; transmembrane receptor protein tyrosine kinase activity; protein binding
Source: RefSeq, a predicted model, not a curated record